AGCGCGCUAGAGCGCCGCUCUUCCACCGGCGGAAGCGGAAGCAGAAGCAGAAGCGGAGCCCGCACUGGCCGCGCAGGCGCGGUGCGCGGGGGCCUCGUCAGGAAGGUCCUGGAAUCUUGACCCGGACAUUGCUUAAUGCAGGCACCAGGGUGAUAGCUCUAGAAAGUGACAUGAGUUUUCUUCCAGGUUUGCAGUCCCUAGAGAACAACCUAGAUGGACAAUUAGAAGUGGUUUAUUGCAACUUCUUCAAGUUGGACCCAGGAUACCAUGGGUGGUCCACACCACCUAUUAUGGACUCUGUGGAACUUUUUAAAAAAUUGGACAUCUCAGCAGUUCCUUGGACAGCAGAUGUACCUGUAAAAAUUUUUGGAAUCAUCCCACAAGGAAAGGAAAGGAAUUUGCUGUGGAAGCUUAUAUAUGCCUUAUAUGAGUGCCGCUCAAUAUACCAUUGUGGAAGAGUAGAACUGAACAUGAUUAUGAGUGAGAAAGAGUACAAGGUAUUAACUGCAAAACCUGGAGAACAAAUGAGGAGGUAUCAAGCAUUAAGUGUACUUUGGCAAACAGGAUGUGAAAUUCAGCUCCUGCACAUGGAGCCUCGGUCCUCAUUUUUAACUAAUUCAAAAACUCCGAGAUUGCCAAGACCAGGGAGCCAGAUAACAAAUGACCAUUUAUGUUUAGUACGAAUGACUCCCCGAAGGAAUUUAUUUACAGGUGCUAUGACAGAUGCUACUUCAUUAACUUUUAUCAUGAUGGUAAAACAGUGUCUUAUUAAGCAGAAGUCUAAACUAAUUGAUAUAAUAAACACAUGGAACCUGGGCAAUGGGUAUAAAGUUUUAGAGCAGUUAGAAAUACCAGAAAACAUUUUAACAGGCCAUUUGUACCCAGAAGAGUACAGGGGCAUUUUUGAAGUUCUGGACCGGUCUCUGGAGUUUGAUAGAAGCUUGCUGUUUAAUGAUGUCUUUAAAAAUACUAGGAACAGAUCUUUCGUAUUCUAAGACUUCUCAUCAAGUCACAAGUUCUUUAUUCAGGGAGUGCAUGAUGAUACAAAGGACAAGAAUAACCUCCAAAAUCUCAGAAUCCCAUUGGUUAAGGGUAAGUGUUGUGCACAAACCAGAGGAAUAUUUACUUGAAACACAACAGUCUGUCCACUGAUGUCAUAAUAUGGAACUGACAGUCAUUUCUCUAGUGAGGAUGGGACUAAAGUCAAACUCUGAAUCUUCUCCAGCAACAUAAUGGCAACGGUUACUGCUUUUGUAAACACCAUGUAACAUAAUCUGCCUCUGAUGUCACUUAUGCUGUUUUUGCUACAUAUAAAAAUGUAACAGACCAAAUAUUAUAUUUUUUUGUAGUUUGCAUUUGGUUAGCAGAUGACUUGAUUGUUAAUAUUUUCUCAGUGACCGAAAAUGUCUUUACCAGUUUUACAAAUUUAAGAUCUGUCUUCUUUCUCCCUGGCCAAAAAAAUUUACAGCCUAAAACUAACUUUGCAUGAAAAUAAUAGUAAACAAAGGAAUGAGGGUUAAUGCGGGACAGGAGGAUGGCAACAAGCAAUGUGGCAACUGGGAUUAGUUGUGUGUGUGCGCACACGUGCACACACCUUGCUUUUAAUGUAGGUUCUGUGUUCCUUUAGGUAUGAUUCAAGAGGGGUAAUUCAUUAUUUUUUCUUUUGAAAAUUCAAAAUGUUGGCCAGUGUCUAGUACCCAUACAAAUCAGGCCUAGGUGCAUAGAAACUUUGCCAGUAUGUUUACAUUAUAAUUUUUCACUGGUACCUUGACUGUUUUGUAGACUGUAAAAAUUGUUUCCUCCCUAUAAUCCUUCUCCAUUGUGUGAUUUGUUUAAAUGUGUAAUAUGUGUAUAGAUAAAAAUCCACAGCUGAUUUUAAAAUGCA
This is a messenger RNA of Alligator mississippiensis (American alligator), 1885 nucleotides long. It is a transcript of the gene TFB2M, whose product is annotated as transcription factor B2, mitochondrial. Gene Ontology annotation, biological process: transcription initiation at mitochondrial promoter; rRNA methylation. The record is from RefSeq and is a predicted model, not a curated record. Bases 171 to 995 code for a protein of 274 amino acids. Gene Ontology annotation, cellular component: mitochondrial matrix. The transcript is spliced from 8 exons. Lineage: Eukaryota; Metazoa; Chordata; Crocodylia; Alligatoridae. Gene Ontology annotation, molecular function: rRNA (adenine-N6,N6-)-dimethyltransferase activity; mitochondrial transcription factor activity.